CAGCGAGCUGGAAGCGCAGAUGGAGGUCAAGAUGACAGGACCAACUCUACCAGUCCCGCUACCGACGUGAUUAUACCUUCGACUCUGUUGAAUGCUCUCACCUCUGGCCCCUACGACUCGCAUAUAAACCAGUUCCAGAGUGAGGAACAUCGGGACACAAGCAACGAUUUCGAUGUACGCGAAGUAGCACAGAAACUGCACGAGGAAACAACCCGCAUCCUCGCCCGUUCUGCCAGUAUCUCUAUCGCCGAGCUGGCACAUCAAGCACGGCAUGCCCUCUCCACUGUGACAGAAGGAAGAGUUGCGGCGAGCAACGAUCCGGCGACCACCAACGACUACUUUGGNGCUGUCACCAUCGGCAUCGCUUUUAUCUACGCUUAUACCCCUCUCUUUGUCUUCUUCGAAAAGGAUCCGCCGAUGCCUCCUGAUCUUGACAACAUCGAUGCCAGUCGAACCCCUGGUGUCCACAAUACAGCACUGAUGAUACCCUGCUACAAGAGCGCCAAGAUAAUUGGUCCAACUCUAGAAGCAGCCUUGAAGAUAUUUCCACCUUCACACAUUUUUGUCAUCGCCAAUGGCAACAGUCCAACACCUCUUGAUGAUACCGAAGUAGUAUGUCGCCCGUACGGAGUCAACCACGUCUGGUCGCCAGUCGGCUCCAAGAUCGUAGCUCAGUUUGUUGGAUGUUACGCCGCUCGUGGCUUCAAAAAUGUCCUCCUUAUCGAUGACGACUGUGCACUUCCGCCAAAUUUUCCUAUCGUCAGCGACAGGAUGACACCAACGAUCAAAUGUAUUGGGUACACAAUCAAAUCUGUGGGACCAGAGGGAUCGCGAGGUACUCUAUGUCAACAGGCUCAGGACCUGGAGUAUAAGAUCAGUGGUAUCCAGCGAGCCUUAGCUGGAUAUGUCGGCAGUGCGACGUUUCCUCAUGGAGCCAUUUCCCUCUGGGAUCGCGCCUUCCUGAUUGAAACGUUCUACAAACACCCUGGUUUCAGUGUCUCCGAGGACUGGUUCUUUGGGCAUGUGGCUCGACAACUCGGCUCACGAAUUACAAUGUGUACUUCUGUCUUUAUCGAGACCGAAACACCGAGUGCUAUCUUCUUCAGCUCUGGAGGUGCACGAGGAGGAUUUGGUGAAAUGACGAUAUUCAAACAACGAUUCUACCGCUGGAACUUCUUUUUUGUUAAUGGCCUUUACUACAACAUGGCAUAUAUCCUAGGUUCCUGGAAACUCGGCUUCUGGGAGAUCGGAGCAAAAAUAUUUGUGUUCCAAGAGGUCUAUGAGACCUUGUUGUACCUCUUGUCACCAUUCGUUCUUCCCAUUUCGAUCAUCGUCCGCCCGGCCUUCUUCGGAUACUUGUUUGCAGGCACGUUUGUGCUGUACUUCCUCAACGUUGUGGUCUUCAACGAGUUGCAUCUCAGGCUGAAGAGGGAAAGAGUGGGAUCCACAUGUCUCUACCUCUACUACAUGCCCUACAAAGUUGUGCUCACCUUGGUCAAUGUAGGCAGCUGCUACUGGUCCCUCUACAAAUACGCACAAUACUUUGCUCGACGCCACCCAAAAAUUGUCGAAGACGAAAAAGCAGUCGAUGUAGUGCUGCGAAUGGAAGAACAACACGACACUCUAGCCGACCAGGGCCGCCGCAUGACCAUCACAGCAGUGGGAGCGCAAACCCAAGGCUCAGUCGUGGAACAAACACCCUCAGGCCCCACCGAGCGUAAAAUGACAGUCACNCGCCUUGGGCCCCAAACUGGACAUCCAGCCAAUGUCCCCGUAGCCGAGCAACCCGAGCAAUUCACCCCAGCAAUCAGACUCCAAGGCGAAAGAGUCAGUUUCAGCUCUAGAAGAAGCAACAGCUCAGCAGCCAUCAAGAUUGAACGAAUCCCCAGCCAUAACUCUGAAGGCAUUUCGCCAAGUCAACAUCCUGAACCUUCUCUUAUCCGCACCACCACAGCAGCAACAGAAAAAUCAGAAGUGAGGGAUGGUGAGCGCCAAUCUAGACGUUCGGGAAGUACGCGCUCUGGAUCUCGUCAUCGCUCUCCAAGUCUGCCUCGCUCGCACACUUCUGCAGACUUUGUAUCGCCUGGUUUCGAAGAGUUGAUGGAUCGAUUGGCUGUUAUCGAGUCGAGAUUAAAUCCUCACACCGUAUCUGCUGUUGAAGUAUCUAUAGCUGAGGAAACCGUGCCCAUUCCAGCACCGGAAAUUAGAUUUCCUGUUUACGCUCUUCCGAUUGAUGAGGAAGAGGAGGAAGAAGAGGAAGGCUAUGAAUUGUACGAUUUGGAAAAAUUGGAUUCGGGAAAGACUCAAGAGUCGAAGAGUAUGGUAUAG
Messenger RNA from Aureobasidium musti, 2328 nucleotides. Lineage: Eukaryota; Fungi; Ascomycota; Dothideomycetes; Dothideales; Saccotheciaceae. The record is from the annotation of a GenBank genome assembly.